This is a messenger RNA of Emiliania huxleyi CCMP1516, 657 nucleotides long. RefSeq lists its product as hypothetical. NCBI's taxonomy places the organism in Eukaryota, Haptophyta, Isochrysidales, Noelaerhabdaceae. Bases 1 to 657 code for a protein of 218 amino acids. Gene Ontology annotation, biological process: translational termination. The record is from RefSeq and is a predicted model, not a curated record. The transcript has 5 exons.
AUGACGGGCGAUCUCAUGUGGGAGCUGGACAUGCAACAGUAUACCGACGGGAACUUCAACCAAGACGGCGUUCAGGCGCGGACGGCAGACUAUCGUGAACGCAAGGUUGGGCUCUUUGGGGACUUUCUCGAGCGCAUCGGUCGCGGAAAGUACGUCGAGUGGGUGCGCAACGAGGAGCAGGGAGGGUAUUACGAGCUCAAGCUGGUGAUGAAGGCGGAGGGCCACCCGAGCGGGUACCGCGUGACGCUGACGGAGAGGACCGAGGGCGAGGAGGCGGGCAUCAAGUCGGCGGCGCUCACCAUCGACGGCCCGUACGCUUACGGCCACCUCAAGGCGGAGCGAGGCGCGGCCGCUGCCAGGGGCACGCACCGGCUCGUGCGGCUCUCGCCCUUCAACGCGGCCAACAAGCGGCAGACCAGCUUCGCGGGCGUCGAGCUGAUGCCCCUCCUGGGCGAGGAGGAGGCGGGCCGGGUGGAGAUCCCGCCCGCCGACCUGGAGGUGACGACGAUCCGAGCGGGAGGCGCGGGCGGCCAGAACGUCAACAAGGCGCGGAACCGCGAGAUUGCAAUCUCGAUGGUCAAGGCGCGGAUGCUCGAGGCGAUGGAGGCGCAGGGGCAAUACCUUAAAGAGAGGUUACAGGCGGGUAAGAUCCGUUAG